UUUGGAGGGGGAUGGGUUGGGAUGGUCAGCUUCUUCCCUCCGGAUACCUGCUGGAAUCGGGAAAGCCGUCACCCCUCUUACCCUCACAUUCCCCGGAGGUGGCGAGAGAGGCGCCCCACUGGCCUGGAGCCCAGCAGGCCCGGAUACAGUUGGGCGAAUGAGGUGACCAUGGCCUUGCUGGGGAAGCACUGUGACAUCCCCACCAACGGCUGCGGGUCUGAGCGCUGGAAUUCCAACUUUGCCCGCAAGGACGAGCUCAUCAACAGCCUGGUGUCCGCCUUAGACUCUAUGUGCUCAGCGCUCUCCAAGCUGAACACGGAGGUGGCCUGCGUGGCGGUACACAAUGAGAGCGUCUUCGUGGUGGGCACCGAGAAGGGACGGAUGUUUUUGAACACGCGGAAGGAGCUGCAGUCAGACUUCCUCAGGUUCUGCCGGGGACCCCUAUGGAAAGAUCCAGAAGCAGGACACCCUAAAAAGGUGCAGCGCUCCGAGGGUGGUGGCCGGAGCAUCCCGCGGUCCUCGCUGGAGCAGUGCUCGGAUGUGUACCUGCUGCAGAAGAUGGUAGAGGAAGUGUUUGAUGUUCUUUAUAGUGAGGCUAUGGGCAGGGCCAGUGUGAUACCUUUGCCCUACGAGAGGCUGCUUAGGGAGCCGGGGCUCCUGGCCGUGCAGGGACUGCCUGAGGGCCUGGCCUUCCGGAGGCCAGCCGAGUAUGACCCCAAGGCGCUCAUGGCCAUUUUGGAGCACAGCCACCGAAUACGGUUUAAGCUCAGGAGGCCUCCUGAUGAUGGUGGACAGGACGCAAAGGCACUGGUGGAGAUGAAUGGUGUCACCCUGCUACCCAAGGGGUCCCGAGACUGCAGUCUGCAUGGCCAGGCCUCCAAGGUCACUUCCCAGGACCUGCCCCCCACCGCCACCCCAUCCUCCGUGACCAACUUCCUGUACAGCACUUCAGUGCCCAACCACCCCAUCCGGGAACUCAAGCAGGAGGCACCCACCUGCCCAUUGACCCCCAGCGACCUGACCUUGGGCUGGCCUGUACCUGAGUCCCAGGUCCCUAGUGCCCAAGAUUUCUCCGACUGCUGUGGACAGAAGCCCGCAGGACCUGCUGGGCCUCUCAUCCAGAAUGUCCAUGCCUCCAAGCGGAUCCUCUUCUCCAUUGUCCAUGACAAGUCAGAGAAGUGGGACGCCUUCAUCAAGGAGAUGGAGGACAUCAACACCCUGCGGGAGUGCGUGCAGAUCCUGUUUAACAGCAGAUACGCGGAAGCCCUGGGCCUGGACCACAUGGUCCCUGUCCCCUAUAGGAAGAUUGCCUGUGACCCCGAGGCUGUGGAAAUUGUGGGCAUCCCGGACAAGAUCCCCUUCAAGCGGCCCUGUACUUACGGGGUGCCCAAGCUGAAGCGGAUUCUGGAGGAGCGGCACAGCAUUCACUUCAUCAUCAAGAGGAUGUUUGAUGAGCGCAUUUUCACAGGGAACAAGUUUACCAAAGACCCCGUGAAGCUGGAGCCAGCCAGCCCACCAGAAGACACUUCUACAGAGGUCUGUAGGGACACUAUGCUGGACCUGGCUGGGACUGCUUGGUCAGACAAGAGCAGUGUCUCUGAAGACUGUGGGCCAGGAACCUCAGGAGAGCUAGGAAUUUUGAGGCCCAUCAAAAUUGAGCCUGAGGAGCUGGACAUCAUUCAGGUUACUGUUCCAGACCCUUCACCAACUUCUGAGGAGAUGGCCGACUCACUACCUGGGCAUCUGCCCUCGGAGGAUUCCGGUUAUGGGAUGGAAAUACCGGCUGAUAACCUAAAGGUGUGCUCUGUUUCAAGCCUAAGACCUCACACAUCCCAGGAAAACACUCUUGAACUGAGCUGCGUCCCCAGCCCUACGUACAAAGGUCCCAGUGAGGAGCCAUGGCCAGAAGAGAGGCCGGCAGAAGAAAGUCCUGGUGAUGUGAUCCGGCCCUUGCGGAAGCAGGUGGAGAUGCUGUUCAACACUAAAUAUGCCAAAGCCAUCGGUACCUCGGAGCCAGUGAAGGUACCCUACUCCAAGUUCCUGAUGCACCCCAAGGAGCUGUUCGUACUGGGUCUUCCUGAAGGCAUCUCUCUUCGCAGACCCAACUGCUUUGGAAUUGCCAAGCUUCGGAAGAUUCUGGAAGCCAGCAACAGCAUUCAGUUUGUCAUCAAGAGACCUGAACUGCUCACUGAUGGUGUCAAAGAGCCUGUAACCGAGACUCAAGAGAGGGACUCCUGGGACCGUCUUGUGGACGAGACCCCGAAGAGACAGGGCCUUCAAGAAAAUUACGACACCAGACUCUCGCGGAUCGACAUCGCCAACACGCUUAGGGAACAAGUCCAAGACCUGUUUAACAAGAAAUAUGGUGAAGCUUUGGGCAUCAAAUACCCAGUGCAAGUACCCUACAAACGAAUCAAAAGCAAUCCAGGCUCGGUAAUCAUCGAAGGUCUGCCUCCCGGGAUCCCGUUCCGCAAGCCCUGCACCUUUGGCUCCCAGAACCUGGAAAGGAUCCUCGCCGUGGCUGACAAGAUCAAGUUCACAGUCACCAGGCCAUUCCAAGGACUCAUCCCAAAGCCUGAUGAGGAUGACGCCAACAGACUCGGGGAGAAGGUGAUCCUCCGAGAGCAAGUGAAGGAGCUCUUCAAUGAGAAAUACGGUGAGGCCCUGGGACUGAAUCGGCCUGUGUUGGUCCCUUACAAACUGAUCCGGGACAGCCCAGAUGCUGUGGAGGUGAAAGGCCUCCCCGAUGACAUCCCCUUCCGGAACCCCAACACCUAUGACAUCCAUCGGCUGGAGAAGAUCCUGAAGGCCAGGGAGCAUGUGCGGAUGGUUAUCAUCAACCAACUCCAACCUUUUGCCGAAGUCUGCAAUGAUGCCAAGGUGCCAGGGAGUUCAGGAGGCCGACGCAGAACGGCCCCCAGCAUCCGGUCUCAGCAACUGUUUCUCCCAUCAGCCAAAGACAUUCCCAAGCGCAAGAGGAAGCGGGUCUCGGAAGGCAACUCGGUCUCCUCCUCUUCCUCUUCUUCAUCCUCGUCCUCUAACCCAGAGUCUGUGGCAUCCACCAACCAGAUCUCCCUUGUGCAGUGGCCAGUGUACAUGGUGGACUAUUCCGGACUAAACGUGCAGCUUCCAGAUCCCCUCGACUAUUAGACCUCAGAGCCGAAUCAGGACCUCAACUCAGAAAGACUAAAGGAAAUGUAAUUUAUGUACAAAGUAUAUUCGGAUAUGUAUCGAUGCCUUUUAGUUUUUCCAAUGAUUUUUACACUAUAUUCCUGCCGCCAAGGCCUUUUUAAAUAAGUAAAAAAAAA
This is a messenger RNA of Microtus ochrogaster (prairie vole), 3308 nucleotides long. RefSeq names its product GTF2I repeat domain containing 1 (gene Gtf2ird1). NCBI's taxonomy places the organism in Eukaryota, Metazoa, Chordata, Mammalia, Rodentia, Cricetidae. Gene Ontology annotation, biological process: transcription by RNA polymerase II. The record is from RefSeq and is a predicted model, not a curated record. Gene Ontology annotation, molecular function: DNA-binding transcription factor activity. Gene Ontology annotation, cellular component: nucleus.